AAAUCGCCAAGCGAACGACUGUUUCCGAAUGAGAUGUGUGCCUACGUGUGCGCCAACCCGCCCCCUGAGACUUGAUCUUCCACCUUUCAGACUCCAAUCUUACAGCGUGCUCAUUCUGACUUUCUGCAAAGACGAAUGAGGGUCCCAAAUGUUCCAGAUGAUCUGGAAGCAGAGGCCGAGAAACGGGCGCGUCUUGUUACCAACAACUCUUCAUUGAGUCGACUCUUCCGCUCUGCAUCAUCUGCGGCCCAGGAUGGUGCCAGCACGCCGCAGCAGGUCGAGCAUGCCGUCCGCAAAAGUGAAAGUGGCACUUCUAUUCAUCAUGCUACCCGCAGCACUAGUUCUUUGGAAAAUGUCCACAAUGACAAUGGCCAGAGCUACGGCUUAUGGAGAUCCUUGAGCACGCGGCUAUUUGGAGGUCCUCCCCAGAACCGACGUCUUCGAUCGAUAGGGGUCACACCUACGGGAGAGAGACAGGCUAGACGGCAAGCAGCUUUGAAGGACAGACGAGCAGCCAUCGCCCAAAGUCGGAGAGGAGCAAACAUCCAUCCACAAACUCACACUCCACAUACAACAUCGACGAUCGCUUCGUCGUCUACUUUAGAGGACUCGACGCCAGCAGCUCAGGGCACUUAUGCUCGUCAGCACGUAGCUGAGCGUAUCAGUCUGGACAGCAGCGUGCCGCGACGCCGUCUUCAUGACGAACGAGGUGACUCUCACAUUGAUCGGUUCACCUCUCGAUCUCGGUAUGAAAACGAGCUCUCUGGGCACACUAAAAUUGAUGAGACCAUGCAGCGCUCCCGAGCAGGAGGGGUGAGCGUCAAGGACCUGACUGAUCAGGAUGGCGAAACUGCUUCGCAUAUGGCUGAUAGACGACUGGAGCGCCGCAGUCAACACAUUUGGUCGACUCUGGAGCGCCGCUUCACCCCAGAUGAGGUAGAGCGGCUUCGACGAAUGACCUCUGGCAUCAACCGCCUUGGAGAGUCUAGCAGCUCCAGUAUGACUCGAAGCCGCAGCAGCGCUCAAGGCCAAAAUUACGACGGCCACACCUCGCCUGCUGGCUCCCUAACCCGAAUUCAUCAGAACUCGUAUCCCUCGAGGUUGCAGACAACGACGCAAGCAUACACACCGGGACUAGGUUGGUUUGCGCACCGUACUUCUUCGGCCACCGCACGAGAUAGACGGCACGGUGCAGUCGCGGCCGCCGUCGGGGCCCAAGUCGAUCGCAGCCGUCAGCAAGAGCUCGACCGCUUGAACCACCUGGACAGCGGCUUCAGUCACCCUGAUCACGAGUAUCCUCGCUUCCGCUCGGAUGCUGACAUUGCCGCGCUGCAUGGCUGGCAUCACACUCCCUCAACGUCUCGCAGCCCCAUCGCACCUGACAGUCCGCAGUCAGGUCGCCGAGCGAGCUCAAGCUCUACGCCUUACGAGCGCUUGAUGGCGUCGCAUGGUGGCAGGCACGGGGAGCCCCACACUGUCUCUACAUCCAGCACUCAGACCGAGAGUGGUAAUUUGCGGCCGAACCGUGGAGCAAGCCCGGGCUCAGGCUCCACGCCUUACGAGCGCUUGAUGGCUUCUUAUGGUGAGAGCAGCGUCCAUAGCAUUCAUCGCGGACAAGAACAGCUUCGAGAGAAUGCACGCCCCGUCACGCGACAUGGUCGUCCCAAAAUGGACUUGGAUAGUCACGACGUGCCGCAUCAUCAGGAGGAAGAUGAUGGUCGAAUGGAAGGACAACUCCAUCCGGCGGCUUGGCGUGUCGACGAAAUGACUGGCGAUAGCGCCAACGACAUUCAUCACGAGAUGGCUCAUGGUGUCCGUGCCGAACGUCAUCCCGACUUUGUCCAUAAGCCAGGAGCGACUGGCUGGGCACUUUCAAAGCAUCGUCUGAGCAGGCGAAACAGCGGCGAUGAUAUUGCUCGUGUCAAAGGUGAAGAUGGACGCAGGGACUUCUCGUCGUCUCAAGCGAAGCUUGCGCUCGAAAAGAGGGGGCUUUUGGGGGAGCUAUUUGGGUGCUUCCGCAGCAGCUCUGGAUGCGGCGUAGGAUCGUACUCGAGAAAAGCCCAACAGCCACACACACCUGGACCAUCAGAGCCAGGCUUUCCCAAGCCAGCAGAAUGGGCAAGGGCCGAAUUACAUACCGGCGACGUUCCCAGGAGACUCGAGCCCCAAAAGUCGUUCGACGUCAAGGGUCUGCCGAUGUAUGCCAAGCUACAGCAGUGGCGAGCUGAAGAGAGCGCUGCAUUAGGCAAGGGCAAAGCGACCAUGCCUAGCUCGUCACACAGCCCUCCCAGGGCCAGUCUCGCAGAAGCGUCGCAUGGCGAGUGGAGGGAUGAUCCGGACACGAUGAUAGUGCACAAAGAUUCUUUGCGUGAGCGCACCAGCACUUCCCAGAGACGCGCUCUGCCGUCUGAACAGGCAGGAUCAUCCGCACCGACGCAUACUCGACGACCCUCUUUCGAUCCCGACUCCAUCUAUAUUCACAAGUCUAUGCUGCCAGAGGUGCCUCAUAACCUCGCGGGAGAUCCUAGAAUGAUGCUGCACUCUGGAUCUCUGCGCCAGCUUCAGGGAUCUUCGAGCGGGCGUCGAAGUUUCAGCCGAUCUUCAUCCCGAUCAAGCCGAGGAGGUUGAUAUGCUCGACAAGACCUCUUGUCUGUCAUCACAUCACUUACGGCAGUAAGGGGAGCAAUAUUUCGUUGGGUCGGGACUGCCCAUGCUUCCUAUCACUGGCGCAUCGAUCACCAAGUUUGUCUACAUAAAGGC
Ceraceosorus guamensis is the source of this 2760-nucleotide messenger RNA. RefSeq lists its product as hypothetical. The record is from RefSeq and is a predicted model, not a curated record. The coding region runs from base 136 to 2628 and encodes 830 amino acids. The transcript has 5 exons. NCBI's taxonomy places the organism in Eukaryota, Fungi, Basidiomycota, Exobasidiomycetes, Ceraceosorales, Ceraceosoraceae.